CAGUGAGGAAACGAGUCCAGGAGUCUCCGAACUGGGACCACGACGUUCGAGGGACCGUGGCCGGGGUCCUAGGGCCACCUCUGCGCGUGCGCCCAUGGGGGUGCGCCCACAUUUUCCCCAGAAGACAGGGCGUCGGCGACCUGGCGGAGAUGGCGGAGGUCGCGGAGGUCGCGGAGGUCGGACGCGGUCCGAGCAGGGCCGUGAUCCUCAUCCCCGGCCGACUCCCGACCUACAUCCUCGGCCGGCCCCCGAAACUCUGACUUACUUUCGCCGGGCCUUGGAGGCGCUAAAGGAGGCGCCGGAGACUGGGGAGGAGCGCGAGCUUUUGAUACAUAAUGUGCUGAAGGAAUUAGAGCCGCAGGCGCAGGCUUUGGCCACGGAUAGGGUGGGCAGCGGGAUGCUGCAGGAGCUCCUGUCAUGCAGCCCCCCGGGUCCUCUGAGCCGGUUGCUGGCCGCUCUCUUACCUCACUUGCGUUCAGUGGCUUGUCACCGAAGCGGGGCCCACGUGUUGCAAAGUGUGCUGCUGCGGUUGCCCCGAUUUCCAGCGGCUCUUGCCAAGAAGGAGGAGGGAGAUGUAAAGGAUGGAGACGCAGGGACUCUGGAGGAACUGGUGCUAAAGCUGGCAUCAGAGGUUCGUGACGCCUUAGUCCUCUACAGCGGAGACACUCAUGGCAGCUUCGUGGUCAGGACUCUGCUACAGGUGUUAGGGGGGACAAUCUUGGAGUCUGAGAUGGCCAGACCUCGGGGUCCCCAGUCACUUGGUGAGGCAGCGGCCCCAGUUCGGGAAUGGAAACCAGCCAAUUUUGAGGUUCCUGAAACUUUCUUGAGCUGCUUACAAGAACUGAGUUCCUGUUUUCUGAAGGAUAUUUCUGUGUUCAUUACUGACAAAGUUUCCAGUUUCUGCCUCCAAGUAGCACUGCAGGUACUACAUCGGAAGCUUCCCAAGGCUUGUGCUCGUCUUUGUGAUUCUGUAAUCAAAUACUUGAGUACUCGAAACUCUGCAGCUGAUGGCAGUCCCUUGCUGCUAUUUCUGCGGGACCAGACCAGCUCCAGACUACUAGAGCAGGUAUUGCUGGUGUCAGAACCUCCGUGGCUACAGAACCUCUUUGAGAAUCACUUUCAGGGGCAGCUGCAAGCUCUGGCAUCACAUCCAAUUGCCAACUUCCCCUUGCAACGUUUACUUGAUGCCAUUACCACCCCCCAGUUGCUGUCCCAAGUGUUUGAGGAGUUGAGUCCUGCCCUCGAAGCUAUACUGGCACAAGGCCAUACCGGUGUAAUUAUUGCCUUGGUGGGUGCCUGUCGUAGAGUGGGGACUCAUCAGGCUCAGAUUCUGCAAUUGCUUCUGGAGGCAUUCCAUUGUGCUGAACCCCCUUCCCGGCAGGUGGCAUGUGUACCUCUCUUUGGCUCCCUGACAGCCUAUGAGGUGUACUAUGAACUAGAGGAAGAGGAUGUACCAUCUGAACACAAGGUAGAGGUAGCUGUAGCUCGUCCCCUGGGGGAAAUGACUGUUCCUGGGUCACUGUUGCUUCAGCACCUGCUGCACUUCUCAACUCCAGGCCCUGUGCUUCGAAGUCUGACUUCUAUGGAAGGAGCACAGCUUCUGGCCCUAGCCCAAAGUCCUGCUGGUUCCCAUGUCCUGGAUGCUGUGCUGACUAGCUCUACUCUGACAAGAAAACAGCGUCGCAAAGUCCUCCGGCCUCUCAAGGGACACUAUGUGGCUCUGGCCUGCAGCCGUCAUGGCAGUCGAGUGCUGGAUGCCAUCUGGAAUGAAGCAACUUUGGGAAACCGUAAGGAGAUUGCUGCUGAGUUAGGGGAACAGAAUCAGGAACUGAUGAGAGAUCCCUUUGGCCAUCAUGUGGCCCGAAAUGUAGCACUGAGCUCUUUCUUGAAGCGACCACGAGACUGGGAACAGCAGCAAGAGGCAGUGGCUAAGCGGAGAAAAGCCCUGAGUGCCAUACUUGGGGACUGAGGCCUUUGGACCUAGGGGUGAAGCAGUGAUGGGAAGUGGGAAUUGGCUUAAUUUGACUCCAAAAUUCUAACAAUAAAUAUUUUUCUAUUUUUAUUGGAAACAA
Antechinus flavipes (yellow-footed antechinus) is the source of this 2072-nucleotide messenger RNA. It is a transcript of the gene NOP9, whose product is annotated as NOP9 nucleolar protein. Gene Ontology annotation, cellular component: nucleolus; 90S preribosome; preribosome, small subunit precursor. The record is from RefSeq and is a predicted model, not a curated record. The transcript is spliced from 10 exons. Gene Ontology annotation, biological process: ribosomal small subunit export from nucleus; endonucleolytic cleavage to generate mature 5'-end of SSU-rRNA from (SSU-rRNA, 5.8S rRNA, LSU-rRNA); endonucleolytic cleavage in 5'-ETS of tricistronic rRNA transcript (SSU-rRNA, 5.8S rRNA, LSU-rRNA). The coding region runs from base 95 to 1969 and encodes 624 amino acids. NCBI's taxonomy places the organism in Eukaryota, Metazoa, Chordata, Mammalia, Dasyuromorphia, Dasyuridae. Gene Ontology annotation, molecular function: RNA binding.